AUGGCUUCCGAGGCUCCCAAGGACCUGCCCGUCCGACCUGCCGCCGAAUCUCAGGCUGCCCCGCCAAAUGCGAAAUCCAAAGCUCCCGAGCCUGACGUUCUCCCUGAGUGGAUGAUCGAACGUAACCGGCUCUUCGAAGAGCUGUGGCAACGGCACCUCGAAGAAACGAAGAACCGUCCUCACCCUGAUAUCAAUGUCACUCUCGAUAUCGGCGACGGUAAACCCUACUCUGUCUCCGCUAAGGCAUUUGAGACCACUCCGGGAUCUCUGCUUCGAGAUGUCCCAAAGGAAUUCAGCGCCGAAGUCAUUGUUGCUAAAGUCAACGGUGAAUUAUGGGAUCUCAGCAGACCUCUCGAGAGCGACAGCAAUGUCCAAAUGAUCUCAUUCUCCCAGCCAGAAGGCCGUCAAGUCUUCUGGCAUUCAAGUGCGCACUGCCUGGGAGAAGUUUGUGAGGAAUGCUGGGGAGCAUUGCUUUCUCACGGACCUCCAACUAAUCAGGGCUAUUUUUACGACAUGAGCCUUCCUGGCGGCCGUGUCGUUACACACGCGGAUUGGCCUGGGCUUGAAAAGCGCUUGAACCGAGUCUAUAAGGAAAAACAAUCGUUUGAUCGUCUAGUCGUAUCCAAGAUUGACUUGAAGAAGAUGUUUGCAUACAGCAAAUACAAGCUCCACUACAUUGAUAAGCUGGUUACUGGUGAAUCUACCACUGUCUACAGAGUAAGUACUUAUAUUCACCCACCUCAAAUGCUUCCAGCAGUGAUUAUUAACACCCCUGUCGAAUGGUACAUUAGUCCUCACAUUGCUCAAACGGGCCGCAUUAAGGCAUCUCGUAUCCUUCAGAACUCGUCUGCCUACUUUUUAGGUGAUCAGACCAACGAUUCUCUGCAGCGAAUUCGUGGUGUUGCAUUCCCGGACAAGAAGGGCCUUGCGGACCAUAUGAAAUUCCUCGAGGAGGCCGAGAAAAGAAACCACCUGAAAAUCGGCAAGGAACAGGAACUGUUCUUCUUUGAUGAUGUGUCGCCGGGUUCGCCCUUCCUCCUUCCAAACGGGGUAAUCAUCUUUAACGCCAUCCAAAAACUUCUGCGAGAGGAAUAUCGCAAGCGUGGAUAUCAAGAAGUUCAAACCCCUAACAUGUUCUCCACCGAGCUUUGGAAGAAGAGUGGUCAUUGGGCUCACUACAAGGACGAUAUGUUCAAAUUGAACGUGGAGAAGGGUGAAUGGGCUCUUAAGCCUAUGAAUUGUCCUGCCCACUUUACCAUGUUUGGACACCGCGAUCGUAGCUACCGUGAGCUGCCAAUGCGCAUAGCAGACUUCGGUUUUCAGCAGGAUGAUACCCAUAUUUUCUGCACGCAAGAUCAAAUUUCCUCAGAAAUUGACGGACUUUUUGAUUUCUUGGACAAAAUCUACGGCUUGUUUGGUUUUACCUUCAAGCUGAAGCUGUCUACUCGCCCUGACAAGUACAUGGGUGAAUUGGAGACCUGGAACUACGCCGAGGAGCAACUUAAGCAGUGUAUGACUAAGUUCAAGGGCGAUGACUGGGUCAUUGAUGAAGGUGACGGUGCAUUCUACGGUCCUAAGAUCGAUAUCACCAUUGCCGAUGCUCUGCAGCGUGAAUUCCAGUGUGCUACUAUCCAGCUGGACUACCAGGCCCCAAUCAACUUUAACCUUCAGUACAUUACAAACGAGGCUAAGAGUGAGGCGCCGAAGGAUGGUGAAGCAGAGAAGACCAAGGCUGAUGGCCUUCCUUUCGGCCGAGCUCGACCAGUGGUCAUUCACAGAGCCAUUAUUGGCUCAUAUGAACGCUUCCUGGGAAUUUUGAUCGAGCAUUUUGGGGGCCGGUGGCCGUUUUGGAUUUCGCCUAAGCAAGUUCUUAUCGUGCCCGUAAUGCCUGCAGUUAACGACUACGUCGAGGAACUACGGAAGAUCUUCCAGGCUGACAAGUUGAGCGUGGACAUCGACAUCGGCCCCAACACUCUUCAGAAGAAGAUCCGAAAUGGACAGUUGGCCCAGUACAACUUUAUUCUGGUGGUGGGAGCCAAUGAGAAGGCUGAACGUGCAGUCAAUGUCCGAAACCGUGAUGAUCCAGCGACCCAGAAGCAGGGUGUCAUGAUUCCCCUUGACGAGGCACGCGCCAAGUUCAAGUCUUUGCGCAAGGAGCGCCGCUUGGAGAGCACUCUGUAA
Messenger RNA from Penicillium malachiteum, 2181 nucleotides. Its product is annotated as threonine--tRNA ligase THS1. The transcript has 12 exons. The record is from RefSeq and is a predicted model, not a curated record. Gene Ontology annotation, biological process: threonyl-tRNA aminoacylation. Lineage: Eukaryota; Fungi; Ascomycota; Eurotiomycetes; Eurotiales; Aspergillaceae. Bases 1 to 2181 code for a protein of 726 amino acids. Gene Ontology annotation, molecular function: threonine-tRNA ligase activity; ATP binding. Gene Ontology annotation, cellular component: cytoplasm.